Penicillium verrucosum is the source of this 924-nucleotide messenger RNA. Its product is annotated as alpha/beta fold hydrolase. The record is from RefSeq and is a predicted model, not a curated record. Bases 1 to 924 code for a protein of 307 amino acids. The transcript is spliced from 7 exons. Gene Ontology annotation, molecular function: hydrolase activity. Lineage: Eukaryota; Fungi; Ascomycota; Eurotiomycetes; Eurotiales; Aspergillaceae.
AUGCCAGUCGACAAGAUCCGAGUAUCGGGUGACUCCCGUAUUGAGUACAAGACCGCUACACUCAAUGGCCAUAACUACUCUUACAUUCUCAGCCAGCCUGAGUCAAGACAAUACAAAGCUACCGUCUUCCUGAUCCAUGGCUUCCCCGAUAUCUCCAUGGGAUGGAGAUACCAAAUCCCCAUGCUCGUAGACAUGGGCUUGCGGGUGGUAGCUCCCGACUGCCUCGGAUACGGACGAACAGACGCCCCGGACGAUUUUACUCCGGGCGCAGGUCUUGCCUACCGCAUCGCCCUCUGGUAUCCAGAGCUAGUAAGCCACUUAUUCACAGUCUGCGUGCCUUAUGCACGACCCAUGGCCAAGAACAUCUCCAUCGAAGACCUUGUCCGUAACGUGACACCGCACCUUGCCUACCAGCUGCAGCUCAAGAGCGGGGAGGUGGAGAAGGUUAUUCGGUCAAAGGAUGAGAUUCGUCAGUUUUUGCUUGCGCUUUAUGGAGGUCGCACCGAGGCGGGUGAGAUUGGAUUUGAUGCCAAUAAGGGUGUUUUGCUUGAUAAAAUUGGCCACUUGAAGCCUUCGAGAUUGUUGAGUGAGGAGGAGUUGGAGUUUUAUACGAAUGAGUUUGCUCGCCAUGGCAUUCAUGGACCGCUUAACUGGUACCGCACUCGCGACGUGAACUACAAAGAUGAGCUCGCUAUUCUCGACAGCGAGAUUCAGAUUCCUACAUUGUUUAUCCAGGCGCUGAGGGAUCAGGCUCUGCCGCCUCAGAUGGGCAAGUCUAUGGCGAAGCGGUUCCCGCGACUGACGCUGAAGCAGGUUAAUACCGCGCACUGGGCUCUGUGGGAGAAGCCUGAGGAAGUCAAUGAGAUUAUUGGGACUUGGUUGAAGGAUCAGUCCGUUGUCGGUGGAAGGACGGGUAAGCUCUGA